Molecule: messenger RNA, 1011 nt
Organism: Ruditapes philippinarum (Manila clam)
Lineage: Eukaryota; Metazoa; Mollusca; Bivalvia; Venerida; Veneridae
Product: plasminogen-like
Exons: 2
Coding region: 1-465 (154 amino acids)
Molecular function (GO): endopeptidase activity; signaling receptor binding
Source: RefSeq, a predicted model, not a curated record
AUGGAUAAUAUACCUUGUCAGAGAUGGGACACGUCAUAUCCGCAUGUCCAUAAAUACACACACUCGGACUACUACCCAGACGAGUCUGUCGAAGAAGCGGGAAACUUCUGCCGAAGCACUUCAGGUGCCCAAAUCCCAUGGUGCUACACGACCGGAUCUAAACGAUGGCAAUAUUGUGAUAUUGAACAAUGCCCAUACAAAUAUUGCUACGACACAAACCUGUCAGAGCUUUAUGCUGGAACUGUUACAAAAACGCAGAGUGGUAUAAAAUGUCAAAAUUGGGAUUCCCAAUAUCCACACAAGCACAAAUAUGGCAAACCCGAGAGGUUUCCAGAAGGUGACGUCAGCAAGGCAAAGAACUACUGUCGUGAACCAAGCGGACACGGGAAACCCUGGUGUUACACUACUGAUCAUAGCAAGCGAUGGGAGUUGUGCUGCAUCAAUAACUGUUCAGAUUUAGAGUAAUGCUUUCAUGUGCAAACAACAAUUAUUAAGCUAAUGACUAGAAAAUUAAAAUAACAAUAAACAUUAUGAAAGCGCGUGAAUAUUGUUUCUUGCAAUUUGUUUGUCGAAAAUGUUUCUGUAUUAUUAUUUCUUUACUUUCAUGUUUAUUUAAAGCUUAUAGAAUGCUUUAAAAUAGUCGGCCAUCAAGUGUAUUGUACGUUUAAAGAAUCAUUGACAUAUUAGACAACUUUUUUGCCGCAUACGGAUAUAUGAGUAAAUCAUUGGGAUUUCGAGAACAUCAUAUGUAUACUAGAGGAUGUUUGUUUAGUUCAGUGUAAGAUCGGACUAUAUUUCACCGAGUGAGCACCAAAAAGUAUAUUUCACGAGUGGCGCUGCAAUGAGUGAAAUAUGAACUUUUGCUGUUCACGAGGUGAAAUAUAUUUCAAUCUUACACUAAACUAAACAAUUUUUUAUUGUAUGCAUAGAAACGUUUAAAAAAACAUGUCAGCGUAAUACUAAAUGAAAAGGGCGCCAAAAAUAUACAAUGUGACGUCAUUUUACGACGUC